Staurois parvus is the source of this 293-nucleotide messenger RNA. Lineage: Eukaryota; Metazoa; Chordata; Amphibia; Anura; Ranidae. The record is from the annotation of a GenBank genome assembly.
AAAAUCUCAGUACCAAGAGCGGUAACCCCAAGCUUACCAUGCGGCGUUGCUCAGGGAGUCCCUGCAGCGCUUACCUUGUCAUUCGCUCCCGCGAUGUCUCCCCUGCAGCGUCCCCGGCCAUCUCCUACGGCCGAUGCCGGCAUCCGGCUUCCGUGUUCCGGUCCCUGUGGCGCCGGGACGUACGGGUGCCGGAACCGGCAGCAAAUUAAAAAAUUUUAAAAGUCAUUUUUUUGUAAACGAAUAUUACAUAUGCUUUGUCCUGUGCCCUGCUUGCAUUUUGACUGUUCUUUCUG